GGAUAUAAGAAAUAUAUAUUCACACACAUUGAUUAGUGUGUACUAGAAAGAAUUGUAUUCUACUUGAGGACUACUUCUAUGCCUAAUAUAGAAUGAGUCUCAUCUGUUCUGCAUGCCUGUCUGGAGUGGGACUUGCUGCUCUAUAUGAAAUCAAAUGGGACUUUUUUUCUUAAAUUUCUGAAAACUAUCCUUUCUGAAUUUAAAUAAUUGAUUUUUUUGGGUGCAAAAUGGACCCAUUAAUUAGACAUCUAACUAGGCAACAAAUAAGUUUUCUUUGAGCUUUUUUUUCUCGCCACUUUUUCUUUUAAGAUGUGCAUUUUACCAGUCAUUGUUGCUAUUCCUAGAGUCUGCAUUUUCUGAAAUCUGUAUUUUGGAAAAUGGCAGAAUGCCCACUCUAAUAUUUUUGUGGGAGGGUUCAAUUCUAAAUCAUUGCAUGUAUUAGAUUGUACUCUGUUGAUACACUAUAUUCCAGUAGGUUGAAAUAUCAAAUUGUCCACGAGAAUAAAAUUCUUCUUACUUAAAUAGACUUGCAAACAUUUCCUCUAGUCAAAUCUUAAAACAAAAUUAUUUAGCAACUAAAUUAAAGCCGUUGACGGAGUUAAUACUUUUGAACACUUUCAAUUGUUCCCUCUAGUCAAUAUCCGAAAAAGCAACAAGUUAACUAUAGUUUCCGACGAGUUUCGAGUAUAGAGUAACUCUAUUAUGGUAUUCAAUAUGUUUAUAUGUGUAUCUAAGAUCUUUUUGUGAAUGCAAACAAAGUUUCCUAUUAGAAGUUUAGACAAAUAAUGUUUAGUAUAUAAAACGAUGUUCACCAACUCUGAUUAGUACGAGAUUUUUGGAAAAGAGCCCAAUAACAAAGCCAUGCGGUCUUACCUCUUAAGCCCAAAGUGGACAAUAUCGUAUUAAUCGGCUGAUAUGGGCUCGAAAAAACCCAACAGAUCUGAAUUUUGCAACAUGAUAAUUUGUUAGAUUUGUUUCCUUUGGUUAGGAUUAGGUAUGAUCAUUUAUAUGUGGUUCUGAUUCUUUAAAGAUAUGUAACAGACGCCGAUGAAACAAUUAUUUUGAUUCCGUGGCGACGGAUUUUGCUUCUGCAACAAAUUCUUGAUUUUGCGUUGGUAGCCUUAGCAAUAAGAAGCAAACAAAAAAAAUGGUCCAGACGCGAGCUCAGCAUCGAAGGCGAGUGACAUCACAGACAUGGGGUAAGGUAGAAGGUGCCGAAGAUGUGUUUCAUGACAUCUUAUCUCGACUGUCAGUAAGGUCUAUCCGUUCAUUCAAAACGGUUAACAGAUACUGGCAUGCCUCAAUUAGCAACAAACAUUUUGCUACAAAACAGCUAGCUCAGUCGAGAAAGAAGCCCUCAUACAUAGCUUGUCCUAGAGCAGACAAGGCUAUGAAGUUGUACUUGUUGAUGCCAGGGAAGUUCAACUAUCGACACCAUGCUACAGUUGAUCCUCCGGGAAGAAGCGCUGAUCACAGCAUGCACAUGAUAGCAUCGUUCAAUGGAUUAGUAUGCUGCAUCAACCAACUCUCUGAUGAAAAUGAAGAUCAUCAGAUAUGGAUUUGCAAUCCCUCUACUGAAGAGACUCUGCUUCUUCCUCAAGGCAGACCAUCUGUUUGGACUGAACCAAGUAUUGGAGUUGCAUAUGGUCCUGACAUUACCGAGUACAAAAUUUUCCGCAUAUUCUGUGUCGGCAGGAGAAACGCUGGAAAAGGGGAUUAUCUCUACGAAUGUGAGGUGUAUUCAUCUAGCAGUGGUGCGUGGAGGGGCAUCGGCCCUGUGCUUCAUCUUCCAAUGUAUGUUUACUUCCGUCCACACAGAUCCGCUCAUGUCUUUGCAGGAGGGAAGAUCUACUGGCUGGUUUCUCUGAAAGAUCCUGCAGGUAUAAUGCUCUCUGUGGAUAUGGAGGAGAACUUCGAAGUUAUGGAGCUGCCUUACUAUUCAACAGACCUGCGUGACGAAGACAGGAUAACAGUUACGACGUAUCUGAUAAACCUGGGAGGAUCUCUGUCACUGGUAGUUCUACAUGUGGAUUCCUUUGACGUAUGGGAGUGGAAAGAAGCUAGUUGGGUACUUGUAAUCGAAGAUUAUUUGCCAUUCAUGAACUUUUGUGAUAUUGUAUUAUUCAUGACCUCGUCAGAGAAGGAGAUCCUGUUUGUGACUGAGUCGCACUUGUGGACUUAUCAUUUGGAUACUAGAAAGUGGAGAAAAAGGGGCAGGCCUCCUACUCGAUUUACGAAUCCUGCUAUCUUCCCCUUCACCGAAAGCCUUCUUCCAUGCAAUGGAGGGGUUAGGCUAGAAGGAAGGUGAAGAAGAGUACUUAUCAUCUCUGGCUUGUUGGUGGUGCUUUGAUUUAUCUUGCAGAGGCUGUGUGUUUCUCACUGGAUAGAUACUCUUUUUAUUUUUCCGUUCUAAAACUUUUCAUUUCGUUUAAGGUUUCUGGUGAGAAGCUGACUAUUAGUGCUGUUGUGGCACUCUGUUUCCAUUUGUUUCUUACUUAAGAUUCUGAAAUGUGCUUUCUUAUUACUCAAAAUAACAUCCAGUAUUAUCAACCUGUUACGGUUUUCUAAAUUCAAUUUUUUUUGCUAA
Molecule: messenger RNA, 2587 nt
Organism: Brassica rapa (field mustard)
Lineage: Eukaryota; Viridiplantae; Streptophyta; Magnoliopsida; Brassicales; Brassicaceae
Product: F-box protein At5g07610-like
Molecular function (GO): protein binding
Source: RefSeq, a predicted model, not a curated record